CACCAGGAGCGCGGUCCAGUCUGAACGCACAGGUCACGCCUCGCCUGAUGACUCGUGCUGGCCGCUGCUGCCUGUCUGCCACUGGCUGGGCGCUGUUUCCUCUCAUUGUCGAGGAGGUCGUGAGCAGGAAGACGGAAAUGAGAGCAGAGAGGCCGGGGGGGCCGGGGGGGCUGGGCUCUGUCACAAAAUACCUGCUGUAGCUUCAUAAACGCGGAGACGCGCGGCUUUGCCUGCAGCCUUGGCCGCCGACGGACGCGCAGGCGAACCAGAGACCGAGGACUGAUCACCGAGCCUAGUGCCAGCUCGACGUGCUGAGGCGGGAGGUUCUCGCUCUAGAGCCGCGGUUCCUCAGUCUGAACGCGGCGCCAGCGGAGAUGAAUCCCUCGCGAGGCCAGCGAGCGGCCGUGGCCUGCGCCGAGCGACCCUGAGGGCGACAGGUGCGGUUCUCAGCAUCGCCCCGCCGCGUUGUUCGGGAGCGCGGUUUGAGCUGGGAGCGCGCAGCAGCGCGGCGACGCGCGCGUUCUCCGAGGAGUCUGAAGGGCGGGCGGCAGAUGCGCCGCUGUGCGACUCCUGUUCCAGACGCGCGCUGACGACCUGCGGUAAAAUGGCUUCGACAAUCGAGAGGAAGACGCUGGAAGCCAGCGAAAGAAACGUGGGCCUGUAUGAGGUGUGCUGUCAGAUGCCAAUCAGGGACUGAACCCCGCAGGAGGCAGACAGACCGACUCCUACCAGGUCCAAGCUCUCUCGUUUUCUUUUUCUCUGCAUUUGUAAGAAAAAUAAAUGGCAUUUUUAAAUGAAUCUACAGGGAACCUGUGGAUGAGGUCCUCCAGAUGCCUCCAUCGCUGCUGACAUGCGGUGGUUGUCAGCAAAGCAUCGGAGACCGCUUUUUCCUCAAGGCCAUAGAGCAGUACUGGCAUGAGGACUGUCUGAGCUGUGACCUCUGCGGCUGCCGGCUGGGGGAGGUUGGCCGGAGGCUCUACUACAAACUCGGUAGGAAGCUGUGUCGGAGGGACUACCUCAGACUGUUUGGUCAGGACGGGCUCUGUGCUUCCUGUGAGAAGAGGAUCCGGGCCUUUGAGAUGACGAUGCGCGUGCGUGACAAAGUGUACCACCUCGAGUGCUUUAAAUGUGCGGCCUGCCAGAAGCACUUCUGUGUUGGAGACCGCUACCUGCUCAUCAACUCGGACAUUGUCUGUGAGCAGGACAUUUUUGAGUGGACCAAACUCAACGGCAACUUGGUCUAGUUUCUUCUAAAGUAUCAAAAGGCUGCUGAUGCCAUGCCAUGCCAGUAUCAACAGUGACCCCUUUACAAUCAGCUAACAGUUCAGUGCAUCUCUGCAGCAUUGUUGCCUAAAGAGACAGUAGGUGAGGAACACAGCUGCUCUCCAAAAUCCAGAUCCCUUUUCUCGGCCCACCAGCAUUUAUCCAGGAUUGCUUACAAACUUUUCUAAUGGUAUCUUUUUUGCAUGGAAAAGCAAAUGCGAACUUUUUUGAUGUAUGAAGGCAAUAAUAGCUGUUUUCAUGCCACUUUGGUACAUAGUCAUAGAAACCGUCUAUCUGCACAAUAAAACGUGCUGUCUGAAUCGCGUAUUUGCCGUGGACAUAUGGAUACAUUACUUGGUAUAAACAGAAGAUCACUUCCUUUAUUUUUUUCCAAUUCCAGUUCUCAAGACAACUUUUCCUAUCCCGUCUUUAAGUUGUCUGGACUGGUAUUUGGUUGGCAUGAAUCGCCCAGAUCAGUAGGUCAUAUUAAAAUCUAUUUUGAUAGUCCUUUUAAAAUCGGAUUGCAGGGAGAACCCCUGUGUGAUUCGUAGGCAGUUCUACUGUAAGGACAUUUAUUGCUUAACAGAACUGGUAAGGAUUUUUUUUCCAUGACUAACAAAGAACCCAACAAGUUGCUUGUCUGACAGUAAAUAUUGGCAUAUAGCUUGUUGGAUUUCUAUCCAUAGGUCUAAUCAAUGUUGAUGCUCUACAAAAAAUUCCUCCUGCUGUUCCUAAAAUUCAGUGUUGUGAAAAAUGUUUGCUUAUGCAUAAUUUUUACACUAAACACUUUCAGAUCCUAAAUGAUGUAAGACAAAGAGAACAUGAGGAACGCAUUAUUCCUUUUCAUUUACUGAACGAAAUCAGUUUGCAGUACUUGGCUGGGGUCCAGAAGCUUCGGGUUUUUAACCUGGAAAUAAAAUGAUUCAAUAUUCUGCUCUACUUUUAGGUCACUAUUUAGAUUUAAGAAUCCAAAGAUUGUACUGUUUACUCAAAUUCUGUUGAUGAUGCAGUUUGUAAUGGACUUUCUAUUAAAUAAAAAUGUAAAAUAUCCGUUUUCUCUGCCUUUUGGACCCCACUUAUUUGGUUAAUGUGCAAAAUGAACUUAACAGGUUGUGCCACCUUUAGCAGUAAUGCUUCUCAUGCCUGACGUCUUUCACAUUACUGAGGAGGAAUUUUUGCGUGCUCUUGCCUAACAGCAGUGAUUCACCUGUUUAAGGUCAUGACACAGCAUCUCAAUGAGGUUCAAGUCGGGAUUUAGACCAGGCCACUCCAAAACCUGAGUUUUGUUUCUUUGGAGCUGUUCAGACUUACUCUGGUGCUUCGGAUCGUUGUCUUGCUGCAUAAGCCAGUUGCAUUCGGGCUUUAGAUCAUGGACUGAAGACUGGACGUUCUCCUGCGAUAGAGGGCAGCGUAGUUUCAUCAAUUAUGGCAGCUCGCCUAGGAUCUGGAGCAAGAAAGCAUCCCCACACCGUCACACUGCUGCCGCUGUUUUACUGUUUGUGUGAAACUGAUUUCGGAACGCUGUGGUAACGUUAUGUUCCAUGUAAUGUGACCCUUGUAUUCCAAAAAGUUACACUUUGAACUAAUCAGUCCGCAGGACAUUAUUCCAAAAAGUGUUUUUUUGGCAAAUGUGCGAGGAGCCUUGAUGUUUGUUUGUGUGAGUUUUACCUUGUAACUCCUUGGAUACCAUGGAUGCCGUUUUUACCUGGUCUCUUUCUUAGGGUGGCUGUUACUGUCAUUGGCUGGAGUCCCAGAACCUCAGAAAUGGCUUUGUAACCCUUUCCAAACUGGAUAUUUUCAGAAAUUCCUUUCUCAUCUCUUUCUUUUGAUUGCAGCAUAGUGUGCUACUUCACGUGAAUAGAGAAUGCUUAAAUAGAGUCUAAAUAGAGGCUGGCAGUAAUCCCAGCCUGGGCAUGUCCAGUUUAUUUGACCACAAUCAUUUAGUUACAUUUAGUUAAUUGGUUGAUUGAGUAACUAAAGGUCAAUUACUUUUUCACACAAGGCUGGUUAGUUGGUUUUUUUUCCUUCAAUAAAUAAAAUUAUUUAAUGCUU
This is a messenger RNA of Pygocentrus nattereri (red-bellied piranha), 3315 nucleotides long. It is a transcript of the gene lmo2, whose product is annotated as LIM domain only 2 (rhombotin-like 1). Gene Ontology annotation, cellular component: nucleus. The record is from RefSeq and is a predicted model, not a curated record. The transcript is spliced from 3 exons. Gene Ontology annotation, biological process: positive regulation of transcription by RNA polymerase II. Gene Ontology annotation, molecular function: transcription coactivator activity; DNA-binding transcription factor binding. NCBI's taxonomy places the organism in Eukaryota, Metazoa, Chordata, Actinopteri, Characiformes, Serrasalmidae. The coding region runs from base 831 to 1244 and encodes 137 amino acids.